AUGGAAACUACAACAAUUGGUUUCUUCCGUCUACUUGCAGCUUUGACUAAUAUAUGCCCACCGCCGAUCGAACAGCUUAAAGAAAUCAUCCCUACACAUGAAUCGAAUGGCAGUCUAAAAAUGAAUUUGCCGCAGUCGCUUUUAAGGAAACCAAAUGAGGCAGCUUACUAUAACAAACUUGAACACAUUUUGGAUGGCCAGAAUCAUACUGAAGCAUAUUCAUCUGAAAGGAAGAAGGAAAUUGUCGUAGUGGCAUUGUUAUCAUCAGGAGUGGCGUUCAUUUUAGCACUGCUUGUCAUAUGGAUACUAAGAAGAGUGAGAAAAUCAAAGGCAGAAAUGAAUAAGAAAGCAGGAAAAAUAGUAGAAACAAAGAAGAUUCAAUUUAGUCAUGAAGAAGUUUUAGAGAUUACCAACAACUUGGAAAAGGUGAUAGGGAAAGGUGGAUUUGGGACAGUGUACCAUGGUUGCAUGAAGAAUGGAAAACAAGUUGCAGUCAAGAUGCUCUCUUUAUCAACAUGUCAAGGAUACAGGGAAUUCCAAAUGGAGGCUGAGUUGUCGAUGAGAACUCAUCACAGAAACCUGGUCGCAUUCGUUGGGUACUGCGAUGAUGCUGAUGAUCGCUUGGCGCUUAUCUAUGAGUACAUGGCUAAUGGAAACCUUAAACGAUAUCUUUCAGAGAGAAGUCGGGAUUUGAGUUGGGAAAAGAGACUUCGCAUAGCAAUAGAUGCUGCACAAGGUCUAGAGUAUCUGCAUCACGGAUGCAAUCCACCAGUAGUCCAUAGAGAUGUGAAGACAGCAAACAUACUUCUAACCCAGAACUUGGACGCUAAAAUAGCAGAUUUUGGACUUUCCAAAUUACUUCCCAGCAACGAACCCACUGAUCAUGUCACAACCUUAGUCAUGGGGACAGUAGGAUAUCUUGAUCCAGAGUACCGCACUCAUAAUAGGUUGAACGAGAAAAGCGAUGUUUACAGUUUUGGUGUGGUUCUGUUAGAGCUAAUCACAGGCCAAACUGCAGUCAUUAAAAGCAACAGUGAGCACUUUACGCACAUAAAACAUUGGGUGGUUCCUAGGCUCCAACAAGGAGACAUAGCCAGAAUUGUUGAUUGUGAACUGAAAGCUUCAGAUUUUGAGGUGGAGUCCGUUCGGAAAGCUUUACAAGUAGCAAUGGCAUGCACAAAUUCCAUCUCCAUUCGAAGACCAACAAUGGACUCUGUACUUGCAGAGCUUAAACUGUGUUUGGAGAAGGAGUUAUCUAGGAAUAUUGGAGAUCAAAAAUCCAGGGCACGUCCUUCGACAGAGGAGAUGUUCAUAACAACAGCUUCUCCAUCUGAUGAUGAAGUGCGUUUUAGGCAUAGUGAUCACAGUUCCAUGAAUGCUGAAUCCAUGACUGCUCCAUUUGCAAGGUAG
Messenger RNA from Ziziphus jujuba (common jujube), 1410 nucleotides. Its product is annotated as probable LRR receptor-like serine/threonine-protein kinase At4g29180. NCBI's taxonomy places the organism in Eukaryota, Viridiplantae, Streptophyta, Magnoliopsida, Rosales, Rhamnaceae. The coding region runs from base 1 to 1410 and encodes 469 amino acids. The transcript has 8 exons. Gene Ontology annotation, biological process: protein phosphorylation. Gene Ontology annotation, molecular function: protein kinase activity; ATP binding. The record is from RefSeq and is a predicted model, not a curated record.